GGUGGCACAAUGCAUGAUGUUGGACGCUUCGGCGCGUUGGCUUGCCUUCAGUCUACGUGUCCAAGAACUUGAUUGAGCGUCGCUCCAAGGCACAAAAUUUAUCUCUGGCUGGCAUAUGUACUUCUGAAGGCCUCUCCGUUGUUCGGAAGGGAUUUCAUUGAACUCGAACGCCAAGAUAUGGGCGCUAUUUCUAAGCGCCUGUGUACUAGCCCGGAAAAGGCAGGUCAGUACAACCAGACUGGAUACCGUCGUUACUGCGAAACGUGUUCGGCCAAAGGCAUUGGCAUCCCAUAAGGUACACGCACUGAUGCUGUGCCGGACAAAGAGAAGAAAUGACGUCUCGAGGACAAAGAAGACUUCGAGGAUAUAAACCCAGAGCUCCAGAUUUUUCCACUCACUUCCAACUCUCGAUUCCGCGCCACUGAAUACCUCGCUCAGCAUUUCCCUACUUUCGAUCCAUAUGUCGUCUACUCCUGGCAUGUCCUCGCUCAAGAACAAUGCUGUGGAUGCGGAGGCUUCGCAUCCUCAGCAUUGUUCUUACCACCACCAUGGCCACACGGGCAACAUUGGAGGCUACGAUUACAACGAAUCUUAUGGAGGUUCCACACAUCAGAUGUAUCCUAGGGACUCUGAGGAUGUGGCUGGGCCGAGCACAGCUCAGAUGACAGGUACCCCGCUGCGGGACAACCCCAUUGACCUCACGAAUGAAGCCGCAGCUCCACGUCACGGUCAAAAAUCGGCUUCAGUCAAAUCAGCGCGCAACAAGACAAGAACGAAACCAGCCGAACGGACAGACAAGAAGCGAAAGAGGGAAGAAACUGAAGAGGAUGCUGCACCACGAUUAAGACGGCCAAGGGGUACGCCAGCCCGAACUCCCUCCAGGCCUCCAACGACGGCCAACCCUCCGACGGCGUCCCUUCGGCCUGAUGAACCAUCUAAUAUCCAUCCUGAACAUGCGCAUAUGAACUCUGUGCCGGACCCGUAUAUCCUGAAAGCAGCAUUUGAAGCCGAGCGGCGUCGGAUCACGAAGAACAUUACUAAUUGGAUGUUGGAGGAUCCGGACUUCUAUCGAGCUAUGUUUCGAUCCGCCAUCCUGUAUAGAGAAGGCUCGUUGCGCUAUGGUCUUCACUGGCGAAAUCCAAUGCCUCCCCCAAGCCAUAACUCUGUUUCGAUGGCGCCGAACGCUGCUGCUCCAGGAUUAAAUACUCACGCCCACGCCAACCAGAGUGUUCCCGCACCAAUGUACGUACCAUCCGACGCGCCUCCCCCGUGGAGGGUGCAUCGACGUUUCCCUCCUGAAGAAGACCCUCGACUUCAACCCCAAGUAUACCCACAACCUCACUUGAAUUACCAAUCGCAACCAUAUCAUCAGCCCUGCUCUCGUACACAGCCUCAGAUGAACAUGCCUGCCCCUCCUCAAAUGGCACAGUAUCCCCAAAUGGCGCCCACUUUCCCAGUCAACCCCUCCACUCCGGCCAUGUUAAAUAGCUAUACUCUUGGCAUGCCUUCUACUGUCAUCGCACCUCCCGCCGUCGCACCUCAUACUAGUGCCGAGCUUGACACUCCGUUUGCUACUGGCACACCAGGCCCUGCACAGGCUGCUCCUAUGCCCAUGCGAGCGACGGCUCCCUGGUCCUCGCCUCCUACGAGCUCGACUAGAGAUCAGAUAGCUUUGCCGAAGUUGAUAGUAUCACCAUCCAACUCUGGGACACUAUCAAGUGGAUCCACUGCUCCUCAUACUCCGCCAGAACAAGGGAACAGUGGACCAGUCCCUACGCCGACGACCCAGCCGGAUAUGCAGUCUACGAGCAGUGUAUUUGGAGGUUCUGACGAGGCUUUUGAUUCCAGUUGGGCCUCCAACGAUGACGCGGCGGAAAUGCUUAAGGCCUUCCUAGAGUUUCAACCUCAGAGCGAAGCGGAAUCAAGCUCCACGUUGGAUUUGAGUCUAUUCUAGAUAUUUUGGUACCCACCGCAAUGUUUCCCAUUUCCCUACCCUGUACACUUACUGUAGCUUAUCGUAUAAUCAGACAUAGAUGU
This is a messenger RNA of Somion occarium, 2037 nucleotides long. The record is from the annotation of a GenBank genome assembly. NCBI's taxonomy places the organism in Eukaryota, Fungi, Basidiomycota, Agaricomycetes, Polyporales, Cerrenaceae.